AUACUGAAGACUGAAAGAUCGGAUUUUCCCUUUUUUCUUUCCUCGGAUCACUGCGAAGUGUUUUAGCGCUACGCUGAACUCAAUGUUUUCUCUCGGUCUUGGACAGCGGCACUUUUUUUUUUCUCGCGCUGCGAUGUGCCACGGACCAUUCCUGCUCCCCGUUGGCUGGGGCGUUCGUUCUCUGGUGUCUGGUGUUAUGCUCACACUGCUAGAUUCUAGUCUCUUUUGGAUGUCUUUCUAUAUCAUCACUGAGGUUUUUUUCUCUCUAAUAAACAAACAUUUAAUGGACUCUUUCAGUCACCAUAGCAACGGACUCGAGGGAUUGAGUAUAUUAAAGUAAAAGGUAUAGCAAAGACAAAAAACAAGAACAAAUGCCAACUACGAGUUCGAAGCAAAGUACGAUUGAAUCGAAAAGCCGGCUGCCAGAUUUCAAGUUUUACAAGCCCAGUUAGAACAAUCUAGAAUUAAAAGCUUGUUGACUUGCCUGUUUGAAUUAGAGAGCAGCAGAUCCUGACUGAUUGAGCACACGUAAAUAAGAAAUACACGUGAACGUCUGGCCGCUAGCCAACACCUGGAAGACAAUGAAUGCUCCUGUCAGGAGGAAGAACCAAACAUACGAUCACAAGGAAUGGAUAUUAUACACAUUUAUAGCAGACGUAUAGUGGACUGGACGGAGUAGCCUCUACAUAACGAAAUCACUCAUACAAUUUUGUUGAGCUGAAAAGUCAAUGAAGAAAAUGUAUUAUGAAGUCAAUGAGUGACUCAACAGAAUGGUGAUGAAGAGCCAAACAUAAUUCUGGGCAAGGCAACAUUUCUACACAGCGACCAUUCUCACCAUUUAGUUAAAUGUCAUUAACUUUGGCAUCCCGUCGGUAUGUUCGUAUCACACGCCAAAAUCAGGAUCGUCGGGCUUGGUGGCAAAUCCAGAAAGAGGCGACCACACCGAAGACGAUUGGCUAUCAAAGAGGUUCUACGAAUGCCCUGUCUGGUGCCAACAUCGGUCACUGUCUUCCUGGGUCUCAUAGCAGUAGCGGGUGGGGCAGGAAUGUCAGUCAUCGGGUACGUGCCAGAAAACUUGGAAAAGAACCUGACAGUCGGCUCCAACAAGUCUUGGUUCUAUCUUGAUCUAUCUAGUGACACCAACUACUACGCUUUAAAAACCUGCUCUUAUGUCGGGCCGAUCAUCAUGGCCAUUGGACUUUUCAGCAUGAUCGUUGCCUGUGUGUUCUACUGCGAAAUUUUGGACAAAUAUGCCAUCCUAGUGCCAGACAGAAGGUCUGCUGUCUACGACAAGGAAGAACUAUACGAGGUGAUUGUUGGCGAAAUGAAGAAGAGCUACGCCCAGACUUUAAUUACGGCUUAUACUAAAGCUGCUGAAAGAAGUUUGCUGGCAGAUAACCAAAGCACCAGCAGCGAGUACCAGCCUGAACCAACGUACACGACAAAAACCAAAGAGCCUUUGACGUUAGAACAACAGAUUGAUAUUGAAUGCGAGGGUUACACUCCAUCGCCUCCCAUUCCUCAUAAGCGGUACAGCGUCAUCCAAGCAAGAAUUCAAAGGCUAAGAAGCGAGGACAACUGGUUGAAAACAUCGUCUCUACCCAACAUUCGAAGGACUGCCAGCAUUAAACGUGCUGGAAGAAUUGGGGGAAAGAUUAAAGAUUCCAGAACGCUUAGUUACGAUUACACAAUGGACGAGGCGAGACUGAGACGCAAGUCAAUGAUGUUACGAUCACUCGUACAAUGGAAUUCGGAAUCUUCCGAAAUGUUGGCCAACAAACAAAGGCGGUUCUCUUCCGUCAAGGCUCUUCCAUCUCAACGAAGAGGUAGUUGGGACGUUGUUUCUCAUGCGGGGUAUGGCUCGUUUCCGUUGACUCGUCUUAUUCAACGCAGGGGGACAUUUGCUUGCGGAGACAUGAAAACGCGAAGAAUGAAGUUCCUUCUGUUGUUGGAGGCAUCUGAAAGUCAAGACGCACUGCCGGAUUCGGCCUCGGUAGACGGACGAGCCACUGUAGCUGGCAUUCGGAGAAAUUCGUUCAUCCCAUAUACAACUUGUGAUAAAUUUAUUGCAGACGAGGCCAAAAGAACUAUGAAAGACAGCCGACGACCUUCAGUCAAUCCCUUUUCAUUUAACAAUAGAUUCACAACAUCCGGUCCACAGCCUGGUGCACGUCGGCAUUCCUUUUUCCCUAUCCGAAGAGAUGAUAAGAUUUUUGUCAGCGAUGUUAACGAACACAGACGACAUUCGUUUAAUCCCACUUGUGUAAACAACACAUUGAAACCGGAAUAUGCAGCUAAUGCAGAUGGUCGCAGGGCUUCAUUCAAUCCUGACAGUAUACAAGACAAAUCAGGAGAGAGGAGACCUUCGCACAUUCCCUCACAGAACUCCAAAUUUUUGUGCGUUCCAGGAUUUGAGAAUGAGCUCAGCAUGGAGCGUCGACCUUCAGCCUCUAACGUCGACGAGGUUGGAAACUCAGACGGUGCAGCUGCUUUGGACAGCACUAGUUCUAUAGCUACCUCUCAGGCUUCAAGUCAAGUCUUCCAAGAUGACAAACGAGUAGAAAGGAGACACUCUUCCUUCAAUCCUGUCUUAAAAGUGUCUCAGUCUGGGACAACGGAAACGAAUACAAAUCUUAAAGUGCCCAAAAUAACAAUCAAUAUUGAGCCCCCAUCGAGAUUUCUGACUGUCCCAUCACAAGACUAUUACAUGGAAGAACGUGAGCGAAGACAUUCAUUCACCACAUCACCAACAACGAAAUGCAACCCAUCUACUGCUGCCUCAUCCAAGCCCAUCGACAAGUCUGCAUCUCAGCGAAUAUCGUUCAAACUAGCACCAGAAGAUCCGACUUCUUCAUCCUAUCAAGCCGCUCACAAAUCUACCCUUAAAUCUCACAAAGUUGGGGCUGAACCCAUCAGGCCGUCCAGCUUUAAACAAGAAAUGGUUGUGUUCAAACCUUUGCCACGCUCAGACUCUAGGAGCAUGAGUCCAUUAAGUAACAUCUCUUGUUGUGGCAGUGAGCGACUGGGGAGUGACCGCUCCACAAACGUGUCUAGAACAGCUUCCAUUAGUUCGGACAGAUCGGUCAGAACAGCCAUUUCAAAAUCUCCAGCCACAAUAGUGUCUGUCGAUGACGCUCUCUCUUUUCAGGUUAACUCCCCUUCCGAUCACAGCACAACGACUCAAGUUUCCCUGGUGAAAGAUGUUCAAGGCCCACAUAUCAGUGACUUUGAAAAGAAAAGUGAUACGCCUUCUGAUGCCCCGGAAGUGCUAAUACAAUUAAACUCUUUCAGAAACAUGCGCGACCGAGGCCGAUCUCGGCAGUUUGUUCUACAGCAGACGGAUUCACCCGGAAGUACAAGUUCUGGACCCGCUACACUGUCACCAUCGACUAACACAGACGCUAACGCCGCCAUUCAGCGCAGCAAAUCUGCAUCUUCCCUUCCAGUGGUCACUCUCUCCCCCCAGUCCCCACACAUCUAUGCAAGAGUGCCUAAACCAACGUCCCCAUUGGUCACACGGCAUAAGGCUUAUCCAGGCUCGGACUACGAUACAAAUUGUUCUUGACCUGGAGUCAGCUUUGCAGCAAACACAAAGCUCUUGUUGUAAAACCUCCUGUUGUAAACCACUUGUUGUAAACCACUUGUUGUAAACCUAUCCCUGCUACUAUCUAAUGAAACCUCAACAGGUCUUAGGCCAUGUUAUCCCUUGAUUCCAUUGUAAUAAUGUUGGUCAUGGUACCAAACACAGCCACAGUACGCUGUGAGACAUGUUUCUGUGUGUACGCUGUGAGACAUGUUUCUGUGUGUACGCUGUGAGACAUGUUUCUGUGGGUACGCUGUGAGACAUGUUUCUGUGUGUACGCUGUGAGACAUGUUUCUGUGGGUACGCUGUGAGACAUGUUUCUGUGGGUACGCUGUGAGACAUGUUUCUGUGGGUACGCUGUGAGACAUGUUUCUGUGGGUACGAUUCAUGCGGUUUUCAACGAAAUUACUUUAUUCCAUGCUUGCACGUUUGCGAAUCAAAUUUAGAUUUCUUACUCAAAUAUAACUUCUAAACCAGCGGUGCUCAAAACUUUUCGGCAUCGAGGACAUUGACAUUUCCAAGACACAUCGCUGCAAUGGAGCUGAGUCGUAGUUUGGGUAUCAUUAUUUAAAAGUUUAAAAGAAGACUAGCUUAUAGUCUCAAUAGAAGUCCAACUUAUAGUUUCAGCAGAAGUCUAAUUUAUUGUCUGCAUGUAAAUGUAACGUAUACUUUCAAUCGAAGUCUAACUUAUAGUUUAAAAUCCAGAGGUUCUCAACCUUUUAAACUCGGCGACCCCCUUUUUACAAUCUCCAUUCUGCGGCGACCCCCACCCAUACAGCAAUAGAAGAAUAGACAAAAACAAUCCAUAUUUUCGAUGGUCUUAGGCGACCCCUGGCAAAUCGUCAAUCAACCCCUAAAAGGGUCGCGAUCCACAGGCUGAGAACCCCUGGUUUAAAUGGAAGAGAGAAAUCUAAUUACUUCACCAUAACUUACGUUAUCUUACGUUUAGACUUUGUGAUACUUUAAGUUCGGGUAGUUAGUACGUAAUGCUGGUGUUACUUCCAAUGUUUCUAUUUAGAGUGACGUUACUGUAGUUUGGAAACUUAACGUGACAUUACCAUGGUGAGUGUCAUACAUUUUUUGUAUACAUACAGUUCACACACACACAUAUAUUAGAAAGAGUAAAGAAACUCACUCACAAGUGAAAAAAAAAACUAAAAAUGAGUUAGAUUUAACCAUUAGGUGCGACAUCGAACAGCUCUGUCAAAUGUUCUUUUCUGACAUUGUGACAAUUCUGUCAAUUUUCUUUUCUGACAGUGUGACUGUGACAGUUCUGUCAAAUAUUAUUUGUUUGAUAAUGUGACAGUUCUGUCAAAUGUUCUAAUCUGUCACUGGACAACUCCAUCAAAUUUUCUUUGCAUUAUUAUACAAUAAGACUUUUUCUUAAGACUUAUAUGCAUUCUUUAAUUUCUAACUCGACAAAAAAGGUCCAUAUUUUGCUAAUUAUUAAUAAUGAGUUUUUGGUGGACUAUAGCCAUUGUAUUAUAUUAGUUGAACUAUUAUAGCCGAUAACAUUGCAUCUUUUCAUACUUUCCGAGUAAAAUGUACAUUGUCUUAUCUCAUACUUCACGAGUACAGUUUAAACUGUCUUAUAUCUCGAGAGUACACUUUAAACUGCCUAACUUAUAAUUCCAGAGUACAAUGCACAAGUGUCUUAAUUCUCACUUGUGUUUUUACUUAGCCCAAAUAUUGACGCUUCUCUUCUGACUAGCUUAUUAGAGAACAAUAGCCAUCAAGUGAGUGACAGACUUAAAAAAAAAUGUAAAAUUAAAAAGUGCAUUACUUCUUUAGUAUUGUCGUCCGAGUGGAAGAUUCUUGGAUAUCUAGUCUCAUGGAAGUCCCCCCCCCCCUCGUUAUGUUUAAACUGUCCUGUCAGGGAGGGCUUCCAGCAGAAGUUAAUUGGUGACAUCACGAUGACGAUGGCUGCUUUCCAACAUACUUGAGUUAAAGGGGAAUCAUUUAAAGUAUGCAAGAAAGCAACUGCACCCCUUCAUUUCUUGUUAAAAGAACUGUAUCUGGAAACAGACUACAAUAGAGUAUCUUUAUAUUGUACAUGCCACACUUAUGUUUUGUUUGAAUUGAUAUAUGUAAUAUAUGUAUGCAAUUUAAGUAUGUGAUUUCAAUAUGAACAUUAACUCGCUAAUUACUUGUAGACUAAGCAAUGGCCAAAGAAACCAAAUCCGGCUGGUCCACUAUGCAGAGUACUGUUAAGUUGCAAUGUGUUCAUGUAUUGUACAUAGCUUUGAUUCUGUUGACCAUUUGACCCGUGGUCACUCAUCCCGUGUUUGCAGUCCUCCAAUUGAAGUGAUGCUAGGAACCACUCCUAGUCAUGCUACAGUGAACACAACGAGUCAGUGUUAUUGCCUUUAUUUCCUGGGUUGAA
Molecule: messenger RNA, 5966 nt
Organism: Biomphalaria glabrata
Lineage: Eukaryota; Metazoa; Mollusca; Gastropoda; Planorbidae
Exons: 3
Coding region: 875-3565 (896 amino acids)
Source: RefSeq, a predicted model, not a curated record